Messenger RNA from Haliotis rufescens (red abalone), 600 nucleotides. RefSeq lists its product as uncharacterized. The transcript is spliced from 4 exons. Bases 168 to 521 code for a protein of 117 amino acids. The record is from RefSeq and is a predicted model, not a curated record. Lineage: Eukaryota; Metazoa; Mollusca; Gastropoda; Lepetellida; Haliotidae.
UCAGUGUUUUUCCACAAACAAACCAGAUAACGGGCAACAUUCCAGUCUGUCAGUUCACACACUAUCACCACUGAUCUACUUCUUUAUAUUGAACCAACACAGCGGGUCGUAUAUUCUCAGCCGAAUCCAGUACAGCGUCACACCUCAGCAUCUCUCUUCUAUCCACAAUGAUCCCGUACGUGGUUCUGGCGCUACUGCUGUCAACGGCUGCUGCUUCUGGGCCCUGCGCCCCGAACGAGGACCUCCUCAAACUGCUGAAAGGCAUCCAUGCAGCCCCAUCGUACAACACAAUGUCGGCUGCCAACAAGGCGCUUAUCCCUGAGCUGAUUGGCGCAUCUGAAUCCUGUCAGCUGACGGCGUAUAUCUACACCGUGGGCUUCCAUAAAGUCCUGGAUUUGUUGGACAGUGUGACGCCAGGUGAAGCUCACUUCUUGAACAACUACCUGUCAGCGCAUCUCAAGUUUGAGCAGUCCCUGGCUGGGUUGUACACAACAGCCAAACCUGCACCUACUCACUCAUAGUAAGCAUGGGAGAUCAACAGUGAACUUUCCUUUGCCGCCAUGUUGUUGUUUUUAACAAAUAUAAACAUAUUUGCCUCCG